This is a messenger RNA of Argentina anserina (silverweed cinquefoil), 1999 nucleotides long. Its product is annotated as external alternative NAD(P)H-ubiquinone oxidoreductase B1, mitochondrial-like. The transcript has 10 exons. The record is from RefSeq and is a predicted model, not a curated record. Bases 39 to 1781 code for a protein of 580 amino acids. Gene Ontology annotation, molecular function: calcium ion binding; NADH dehydrogenase activity. NCBI's taxonomy places the organism in Eukaryota, Viridiplantae, Streptophyta, Magnoliopsida, Rosales, Rosaceae.
UUGUGGACUCGCUCACUCUCAUCCUCAACUCUGUCAAAAUGACCGUCUCUUCCUUCUUCAUCAGAGCUUCAAGAGCCUUCCAUGGAUACCCUGUUGCUCCCCAGCUUCUGCUGCUCGGCACUAUCAGUGGUGGAGGUGUUGUGGCGUAUGCAGAUUCACAGUCAGAUGUUGGCUCUCCUCCUAUUGAUUCUAAUCGCAAUGAGGUUAAGAAAAAGAAAGUAGUGGUUCUUGGGACAGGAUGGGCUGGUACUAGUUUCCUUAAGCAUGUGGAUGCUUCACGCUAUGAUGUUCAGGUUGUUUCACCCAGAAACUAUUUUGCAUUUACCCCUUUGUUACCUAGUGUCACAUGUGGAACAGUUGAAGCACGAAGCAUAGUAGAACCAGUGCGUAAUAUUGUAAAGAAGAGAAGUGGAGAGGUCAAAUAUUAUGAAGCAGAAUGUGUCAAGAUUGAUGCUGCAAAUAAGAAUGUUCACCUCCGGGCUAAUACAGAUAACCCAUUGAUAGGAACUCCUGAAUUUUCCCUGGAAUAUGACUACUUGAUCGUAGCUAUGGGAGCACAAGUGAACACAUUUAACACCCCUGGAGUAAAGGAGAACUGUCACUUUCUGAAGGAAGUAGAAGAUGCUCAGAAGAUUCGUACCAGUGUUAUAGAUUGCUUUGAAACUGCUGUGCUUCCAGGUCUCAGUGAUGAGGAGCGGAGGAGGAAUCUUCAUUUUGUAAUUGUUGGAGGGGGUCCUACUGGUGUUGAAUUUGCUGCAGAGCUGCAUGAUUAUUUCCAAGAAGAUUUAGUCAAAUUAUAUCCUAUGGUGAAGGAUCUUGUGAAAAUAACAUUAAUCCAAUCAGGAGAUCAUAUCUUAAACAUGUUUGAUGAAAGAAUUAGUAAUUUCGCUGAGACCAAGUUUCAAAGAGAUGGUAUUGAUGUUCAAACAGGAUGCCGGGUUGUCAGUGUUUCAGAUAAGGAAAUCCAAGUGAAGGUGAAAUCAAAGGGAGAGGUCUGCUCUGUUCCACAUGGAUUGGUGGUGUGGUCUACUGGUGUUGGGACUCGUCCAGUUGUGAGAGACUUUAUGGAGCAAGUUGGACAGGCUAAAAGACGUGUUCUAGUAACUGAUGAAUGGUUGCGUGUAAAGGGGUGUGAUGAUGUUUAUGCAAUUGGUGAUUGUGCAACAAUAGAUCAACGUAAAAUCAUGGAGGAUAUCUUGACCAUAUUUGCAGCUGCAGACAAAGACAACUCUGGUACCUUGACAGUUGCUGAAUUUCGAGAUGUAGUAGACGACAUUAUCGUAAGGUAUCCCCAAGUGGAGCAUUACUUAAGAAGCAAGCAUAUGCAGGAUGUGACGGAUCUACUGAAAGAUUCUGAGGGGAAUGAUAGGAAGGAAGUAAAUAUUGAAGAAUUUAAGUUAGCCCUCUCUCUAGUAGAUUCACAGAGAAAGAGUCUGCCUGCAACGGCACAGGUUGCUGCUCAGCAGGGAACAUAUCUUUCUGAUUGCUUUAACCGGAGAGAGCAGUGUGAAGCGAAUCCUGAAGGUCCUCGACAUUUUAAAGGUUCUGGACAACAUCACUUUCUUCCAUUCAGGUACAAGCAUUUCGGUCAAUUUGCUCCGUUGGGAGGUGAGGAAGCAGCAGCAGAGCUGCCCGGUGACUGGGUUUCUAUGGGCCACAGCACUCAAUGGCUCUGGUAUUCUGUAUAUGCAAGCAAGCAAGUUAGCUGGCGUACGAGGGUCCUAGUAGUAUCUGAUUGGACCAGACGAUUCAUUUUCGGCAGAGAUUCAAGCCGUAUUUGACGAUGAUAUAUAAUUCCAGCCAAAUUCGUCAUCAGUGUUUGCACAUGCUUUGUACAUGCGUUCCUGUUAUGUGUUUGAGAGAGACUUCUCUAGGCUGUAGAGCAAAUAUGAUUCAUGGGAGAUUCCUUAAUUUUCUCCUUUUGGUCAGUUUAAUUAUACUUGGACAAAGAUUGAGAAUUUCAUCCAUACUUCUCUAUGAAAUCUCAAUUGUUGAACAA